Messenger RNA from Oncorhynchus gorbuscha (pink salmon), 6939 nucleotides. Its product is annotated as potassium channel subfamily K member 9-like. The coding region runs from base 647 to 2182 and encodes 511 amino acids. Gene Ontology annotation, molecular function: potassium ion leak channel activity. Lineage: Eukaryota; Metazoa; Chordata; Actinopteri; Salmoniformes; Salmonidae. Gene Ontology annotation, cellular component: membrane. The record is from RefSeq and is a predicted model, not a curated record. Gene Ontology annotation, biological process: potassium ion transmembrane transport; stabilization of membrane potential. The transcript has 2 exons.
CUUUACCAUAAUUCAUGGCAAUAUGAUACGAUAUGAGGAAAGGAAUCGGUAGUGAAUAAUUCCGCAAUGGACAGGAAUUACGCUGUGCAUAGUGUUAGAUCUUUGUUGAGUUUUGCCUGUGUUUAGAUCCCCAGAGCGCGAAUCAAGUGAGUGAGUAUACUUUUUUUCUCCCGGAUCCUGCGCUGUGUGUUCCUCUCCUCGUGUAUUUUAUCGAGGACUCAGCACAACACACUGAAUCAAAUGGAAAUGACUUCUGGCGAUGUCUUAUAUUUCUGAGCUGUAUUUCUGGAUUCCACACAGUCAAUUGAUUAUGUACAAAUGGGGGGAUGGUUCGUUGUUAAAAAUAGCCUGACACUUAAGAUGAGGUAGCGAGAUGAACAGGUUGCUGCUUACUGAAACUUACUGGGAGCAAAUGCGAAAAUAGCCCAUGGUUCACCCGCAUCCAACCUCUGUUGGAUCGGUUCAUUUCUCUUGAAAUCUUCCAGGAAGAUUUGGACAGAAGAGCAAAUACCGCAUCAAGCAUUUACAGAUUCACAACAAAAAUAAUCGAACAUUAUUUUUGCCAUAUGUGUUCAAACGAAUUCGUAAAAAAACCCGUUGCCUUUUCGAUAAGAAGACAACAGAGGAAUCUAGCAGCUGCUUGUUGAUGGCACUACGCGCUUGGAGGACUUGGUUUGGGCAGGUUUUGCGCAGAGUGUCUAGGCUGCAGGGCUCGUGGUCCCGGCGAUCGAGCAGUCUCCUGUGUCUCUCUGCGAACCCGGAGCAGGAUUUUAGGACCUGUUACAGGGAUCACACACAUAGCAGUCUCCACUACUGCUCUUCUGUCCACCGCACCCACAGUCACCAACACGCGCCAGUCUGUCCCUCCUCUUUCAGCCGCUGCCAACGCUUUCCCGAUUGCUGCGCAGCCUUCCCGGGGGAUACGAGGGGACAUGAGCCCCUCACUCGCCGGUUCCUGGUGGUCAUGAAGCGGCAGAACGUGCGGACCUUGUCCCUGAUCAUCUGCACGUUCACGUACCUGCUGGUCGGGGCCGCAGUGUUCGAUGCCCUGGAGUCAGACUUCGAGAUGCGGGAGAAAGAACAGCUGGAGGCAGAGGAGAAGCGUCUCCAAGGGAAAUACAACAUUAGCGAGGACGACUACCGCAAACUGGAGACCAUCAUUAUGGAGGCCGAGCCCCACAGGGCCGGAGUUCAGUGGAAAUUUGCGGGAUCUUUUUACUUUGCCAUCACAGUCAUCACCACCAUAGGUUAUGGCCAUGCAGCUCCCGGCACAGACGCGGGGAAGGCCUUCUGCAUGUUCUAUGCCGUCCUGGGGAUACCCCUGACCCUGGUCAUGUUCCAGAGCCUGGGCGAGAGGAUGAACACCUUCGUCAAGUCCCUUCUGAAGCGCAUCAAGAAGUGCUGUGGCAUGCGCAUCACCGACGUUUCCAUGGAGAACAUGGUGACGGUGGGGUUCUUCUCCUGCAUCGGGACGCUGUGCAUCGGGGCUGCCGCCUUCUCCCACUACGAGGACUGGAGCUUCUUCCAGAGCUACUACUACUGCUUCAUCACACUGACUACCAUCGGUUUCGGGGACUUUGUGGCCCUGCAGAAGAACCGGGCCCUGCAGCGGAGGCCCCUGUACGUGGCCUUCAGCUUCAUGUACAUCCUGGUGGGCCUGACUGUCAUAGGAGCCUUCCUCAACCUGGUGGUGCUGAGGUUCCUGACCAUGAACAGUGAAGACGAGAGGCGGGAUGCAGAGGAGAGGGCCUCGCUGGCGGGGAACAGAAACAGUAUGAUCAUCCACAUUCAGGAGGAGACGCUGGGGAGAGGAGGAGGUGCAGGAAGGAGGCGCAGGGAGACGCAGGGCCAGUUCUGCGCCGAGGUCAACGAUGUGCCAUCUGUCUGCUCCUGCAUGAACUACAACUCACAUGAGUUUGGUAGCUGUGGGGGAGAGAUGGGAGUAGGGGGAGGGAUGGGGGGAGGAGGAGGAGGGAUAGAAUGUGCCUUUUCCCACCAGAACUCCUUUAGUUCCCAGUUGAACCCCCACCAGUACUUUCACUCGGUGUCGUACCGCAUCGAGGAGAUCUCUCCCAGCACCCUAAAGAACAGCUUCUUCCCCUCGCCCAUUAGCUCAGUCUCCCCAGGCCUCCACAGCUUCACAGACAAUCGGCGACUCAUGAAGAGAAGGAAAUCUAUCUGAGCCUAGUGCAUCAUAGUGUUUUGAACUAUAUGUUGCAUUUCAAUGCUUUAGCCUAAAUGGUAAAACGUUGAAAUGGAACAGAUCAUUAGACUGGGUUGGCCUGUCUACACAGACAACUCCUAGCUUUCCUUUUUUUAUAUACAAGUACAAUGCAUCUCCAAUGUUGCUCCUAACCAAAUCUUAUUUUAGAACUUUUGUUUUGUUUCUUUUGGUUGGUAUAAAGAUAUAAUAUAUUGAAGUGAUUCAUAGGGAUUGAUAGAAGAGGAAGGAGCUUCGGAAAGAAAUGGAAAAGCUUUCGGACAUGAAUUGUGUGUCUUUUUCUUGUGAGGGAUUCAAGGCAUGAAGCAUGGAUACUUAUUUUCCCAGGAAAAUGGCCCAUCUGAGAAAUACAAAUCAGAACCAUCAGAUGUUAACACAACUUUCCUUAUUGCCAGCUCAUUCAAAUAGUAUAGGAUCUUGGUAACAAUGUACCAAACGAUGCACACUUAGCAUUGUAAUGGAGAUAUGCUAUUUUUUUUUAAAGUGAGUAUGCCUGUUUCACCUUAACUUAAAAUGAUUGCAGUUAAGUGCUUUUGAAAUGACUUAAAAUGCAUCAGGUAUUAUUUUCUAUAAGCAAUUCUAUCUAGGAAAAAAAGUAAAAUGAUUUAUUUACAGAACAUCAUGCCAAAAUAUUGUUGCCAAUCUUAGCAUGUGCAUUAGAAGUCAUCAAACGAGUGUUUCAUUUUUGUUUCUUUUUUAAAAAUAGCAGAUUUUGUAUUAUCAUGGUUUGUGUCUGUAGAUGUUUUCUUUCUGGAUUUCAGAUUGUGUAAAAUAUGAGGAUGGGAAAAGGAGUAACAAGGGUUUUAAGGCUUUCCAGUUUGAAAAAGUUGCUAUGUGCAUGUACUUUGUGAAACUGGUAUGCAUAUAGAUGUAUGGGGGAAAAUAAUAAUAACCUUGCAAUUUGAUUGAAUUUUGAUAGCAAAUAAUCAUAAUAAUGAUUUUAAAAUAUAUUUAAUUGAUUUAGCCACUUAAAAGUAAUGAUGUAUUGUGUAGGCUAAACAGCUUUUUGUUUUUCCAUUUUUCUCCAUUCUGAAAAAUUGUACAAUAACCUUUGGUCUCAGGUUUUGAAUGGAUAGCCUCUUUAGGUUCUGGUCCCCGAAUCAAAUCACAAAAGAUAUCCUGGAAAUCCGAAUGCACCUGCCAAACAAAACAAUACAUAUCAAUUUAUUUUUUAAAUAGUACAAAUUUUCCAGGAAAAGGAUAUUGAGAUGCAUCAUCUUACCAAGUGAAGCUUCCUGUACUAUAGACCAGCGUGGGUUCAGAGCGCGCACACACACAUACAGCUCUUCACUGUAUCGAGCCAUAGAGGAGCAGGCCAGGAUACUGUACCACUGCUAUUCUAUAACAAUGUUAAUGUUGAUGACAGGUGUAAUCCAAGAGUCCAAACUUCAAUUGUGCCACUAAGAAUAUAUACACGCCUUCAGCCUACGAACACAAUGACAGGCAUUUGAGAUGUAUACAGUGAUGUUAUCCUUGGGUUUAAAUCAAAACAUUGAAAUUCAAUGACAGUCAAAUGGCAAUCAAUGGGUGAAAAAUGACGAGAUGAAGGAGCAAUGAAAUACUGGGCAUUGAUUCGUUAAGCACAAAAUGUGCCAAUUAAGUCGGCAACAGGGCAAAGGGAUAAAUGCCAUGGAUACCAUUAGGUAGAUUUCCAUUGACACAGGUUAAUUAAACAAAAUAAAUGUUGUAAAAAAAACGUUGCAAUGUGUAAUGAAAACGGCAGAUGUUGGAGACAUUUUUGUAAAGAUCAACAAAAAUUGUAUCCGUUUUACAGGAUAUUUAUUUUGUCUAACUUUCUUUGUUGCGGCAAAUGAUGAUGGAAAACAACUUUUUUUUUAAAACGAUGAUUGCCGAAUAAUUUUGAAGGUACGCGGGGAAAGUGUUGUCAUCACGUAGGUUGACUAUAAAGGUCCACUUCACAAUUCUAAAUGCAUACUGCUUGCAACAUCUAUUUGAUAAAAAUCUAUAAAAAAUUAUGUUUCUUUGCAAGACAAGGAUUGUUCUGACUUUCAAGAAUGCCUGAAUUGCUUCACCUUGCUUUUAUGGUUGGCUGGCAAGUUUUGCCAUCCAAUUAUUUCAGAUCUACAGGAGUGCACAGACCUAGGCGACAUGUUGGUACAUGAGAAUUAUUAUGGAAAAUAUUAGACAAUUAUUGCAUUUUAGUAUCCAUGCUGACUUUUGCAUGCUAUCUGAGACAUGAAAUAGAUAGGUGAGAGGGCAUACAGGCUGUUGCCAAUUUAUUAAUGCGGAAAUUGCCUAAAUGGGUAAUGGAAAUGCUUUUUAAAAUUGUUAUUUAUUUUUUAUAUUAAACUGACCCUCUGAUGUUACAUCGUGACAUGUCAUGUCCUAACUUACAGCACGCAUAAAGCAACUCCCUCUGUCUUACAAUCUCUCUCCACCAGGUGUAGCACUUCUCUCAUCCUUUAAAAACAGGAAAUGGACAGUGACGGGGGUAAGGGGGGAUACCUAGUCAUUUUUUGCGUCAUCACUGCAUGCGAUAAUCAUUCUCAAAGCCGCUGUUUACUUCUAAGAUCACUUAUGCACUGCCCUAAAAACCCGAUUCAAAUUCGACACAAACCUUCAAAUAGGUAUGUAAUGACACAUUAUAUAAACUGUUUAUAGUGUUUUAUUUACAUUUUUAGAGGCGAUAAGGUGAUAAGUUGGACAGAUCGAGUGAAAAAAAGCUAUUUUCCCACCCCAACAUUUCUCCUUCCUACUAUCACACAUUAGUUUAGCUUCCCCACCCGCCAUUUUUAAAACGACCCGAUGGGGCUCAUUGCCUGCUUGAAUUAUGCAGAAACGGGCAGCGUUUAGGUCAUGUAAUGGAUUCUGUUGGAAAGGGGAGAAAUUGUGCUUUACAAUGGUAUUGACAUUACAGUUGAAAGGAAGUAUGGAAGUAUUACGUUUUUAGUGAGCUAAAAUACGGGCAAUUGUACGGACCAAGGCGAUGUACGAGUUUACGUGAGUUUACGUUAGGUUUUUCCAAAAACGUUUUGGGGUUUAGCUGUGACGUCAUUACGUCCAGACGUUUUUAUCGACACAAGAUAGUUAAAUGGAAACGCACCCUAGCAGACAAAACAAUACAUAUCAAUCGCAUCUAAUUUCUAUGUCGAUGAAAAAAUCCCUGGACAAGUUCAUGGAAACAUACCUAGUGUCUGUCUUAAAUGAAAAUAACAAAACAUGAACAUCCAAGGUUCUAGAAUGUUCAGAUGACCCUAGAAAUGCAUAUGUAAAUAUACAGACUACUUUAUAUCUACUGUACAGUACAUAUAUUGUAAGUAUUCAUCCUUUGGAAUAAAACGGCCUUUCCACAGCUCAGAUGCGUUAGCAUUUUUACAAAUUUUAGCAUAUGUGCCUUUAAAAAACGAUAUUUCAAUGUUUCUAUACCUGUAGGCACAUUUUAUGUCUGUGAAAUAAAUCAAACACUUGUCCUUAUAAAAUAUGUAACCAUCUCUAAGGAUUCAUGUACACUUCAUACAAAUGCAAACCAAAGCAGAAAUGGACUUAUUUUCGGCAAACCACACAGACACAAGCCAGCUGAUUUACUACUUAAAAAGUACUUAUUUAGACAGAACUGCCACAGAUUCUACGCUUGUCGAAUUAUUGAGGUGAAUGAUUGGGUAUAGGUGGAGAAAUCACUCUUACAUUUAGCUAAACUACUACAUGUGUAAUUUAUUGGCGUAGAUGGUGGACGUGCACAUGGAUAUUAAGGGUUGAGAGUCAACGUUAAAGUCAUUUUGAUUAUGAGUCAAUAUUGGCAAUAUCCAAUACAUCUCUAUUUAUUCAAUUUUAUUUUAAAGUGCAUACCAGCAUUUUAAUGGCUGAUCAUACCAUAGUGAGGUGAUGCCAACAUGAUAAUGCUUUACAAUGAUUUACAAGAGAGUAAAACAAUAAUUGUUACUGGGGUUUGCUUGCCAGGAAAUGUACCAUAUUACCAUGCAUGGAUUAAAUGCUGAGUGAGUCAACAGAUAACAGAUGUUCGUUAACACAUAUAUAAAACACAUUGUACGAAAGACAUUGAUAUUGACUUGUGGUAUUUAUAUUAGUUGUUGCAUUAUCCCUGCUCUUUCAAAAUGAUACAUUUGGUUUUUACCUCCACGCUGUGCAGCCAGAAACAAAAAGUACUCUGCAUUCAGAUGGUUAUUGGCCGAUCUCUCUGCAUUCUGCAUGUCCUCCUAAUGCCUGAGGCUUAACGUGGCAGAUAUCGCCAUGUGCCGGCCAGCGUUCUAUCUGCCCAGAAGUCCAAAGUGCCAAGUUCUCCUAUUACAGGGACAAAGAGACACAUAUUGCACAACUAUAUGUGUCGUGAUGAACUCACGAAGGCUGUUGGGUUACUUGUAUAAUUCCAUGUUACUGUUUAUUAAUUUCUCUAAUUUCAUGAGUUAAAAAAAUAAUCCUUUGCAAUAGAAUAUUAUUUUUUUAGGUCUAUUGAACAAAUGCCAUGUACCAUGUUAAUUUUAACGUUACAAAAAUGCUAAAUGCAUACCAUCUCCACAUGACACGUUUUAUCAAUUUGGUUAAACAAAUGACCAAAAUGACCCAAUGGACAUGUUUGUUUCACAGUUUUGGAAAACUUCUGAUGUCAAUACAUGCAGCGGUAUGGGCUUUCUCUUUUCAAUAAAUGGGAAAGAGCAACUUGUUGAGGAAACAACCAUUUAUGUUUAUGUUUUCAUUUUUGUGUGUGCAUGAUUUGGUGUGGUGACUUCCUGGUCAGGUGA